Dovyalis caffra is the source of this 1821-nucleotide messenger RNA. Lineage: Eukaryota; Viridiplantae; Streptophyta; Magnoliopsida; Malpighiales; Salicaceae. The record is from the annotation of a GenBank genome assembly.
AUGCACUUCAAAAGCCAUAUUUUCCCGGGGAGAUCCCUGCAAGGAACCGUUUUCCCGAGAAACAAACAAGGCAUAAAGCAAUUCAGUUCAUUAUCAAUAGAUGAAUCCUGCACCCCCACCAUUACAGACCUUAUAUCAAAGCAACACUGGUCAAAACUCAAAACCCAUGUCCAAAACGCAGACCCCACCACAGUACUUCAACAGCUACUCAAUUCUGGAGCUGAUCCAGAACUCAAUUUAAGGUACUUAACUUGGUCACAGAGAGAGUUUAAGCUUUCACAGUCACUAGAGCUCACUUUUAGAAUCUUACACUCACUUGCACUUGCAAAAAAGUAUUCAAAGAUUAGAUCUUUUUUGGAUAAGUUUGUUAAGGAUGAGAAGGAUUAUUCAGUUUCUGCUGUAUUUCAUGCUAUUUCUUUGAGUGGUGAUUCCUUUUGUGUUAAAUCAAUAGUAGCUGAUAUGUUGGUAUUAGCAUAUGUGCGAAAUCUAAAGACUUUAAGGGGUUUUGAGGCAUUUAAGAGAGCUGGUGAUUAUGGUUUUAAGUUAUCUGUCACUUCUUGUAAUCCACUGUUGAGUGGUUUGGUUAAGGAGGGUAAAAUUAGGGAUGUGGAGUUCGCGUACGGGGAGAUGAUUAAGAGGAAGAUCGAGCUUGAUGUGAUUAGUUUUAAUACUGUGGUUAAUGGGUUGUGUAAAGUUGGGAAAUUGAAUAGGGCUGGUGAUUUAACGGAGGAUAUGAAAGUGUGGGGAGUUUCACCGAAUGUGAUCACGUAUAAUACUCUCAUUGCUGGGUAUUGUAAGAUGGGUAGAAUUGGGAAGAUGCAUAAAGCUGAUGCUGUUUUGAAGGAGAUGGUGGCGAAAGGGGUUUCUCCGGAUGAGGUUACUUAUAAUAUUUUGAUCGAUGGAUUUUAUAAGGAUGAGAAUGCGUCAGGUGCUACGAGGGUGUUUGGAGAAAUGCAAAGGAAGGGUUUGAAACCAAAUGUAAUGACAUAUAAUAUACUGAUUAAUGGGCUGUGCAGUGAUAAGAAGGUUGACGAGGCUGUGGCGUUAUGGGAUCAAAUGGUUAGUUCUGGUUUGGAGCCGAAUGUUGUGACUCAUAAUACGCUUCUAAAUGGCUUCUGUAAGAAUAAAACAGUGAACGAAGCAAUCAAGUUAUUCAAUGAUAUGGCAAAAAAAGGAGUUGAUCCUAAUGCCAGGACAUAUACUACAUUGAUUGAUGCUUACUGUAAGGAUCGGAGGCUGGAGGAUGCAUUUGCACUACGUGAUUCGAUGAUAGAUAGAGGGGUUUUCCCUGAAGUUUCAACAUACAACAGCUUAAUUGCUGGUUUAUGUAGAAAGGGAGAUGUGGAAGCAGCUAUGAAACUUAUGGAUGAAAUGGCUGGUAAGAAAUUGAAUCCUGAUAUUGUCACCUAUAACAUACUGAUAGAUUCGCUGUGCAAUCGAGGGGAGUCAAGAACGGCGGUGAAACUCUUGGAUGAGAUAUUCAGCAAAGGAUUAAACCCAACUCACGUGACGUACAAUACUCUGAUGGAUGGAUAUUGCAGGGAAGGAAAUCUUCGGGCGGCAUCGAAUGUGAGGAAACGGAUGGAAAGUAAAGGGAAACAAGCAAAUGUUGUCACAUACAAUGUGCUGAUAAAGGGUUUUUGUUUGAAGGGGAAGCUUGAAGAUGCAAAUGGACUUCUGAAUGAGAUGUUGGAGAGGGGUUUGGUGCCAAACCGAACAACUUAUGAGAUUAUUAAAGAGGAAAUGAUGGUGAAAGGCUUUGUUCCAGACAUAGAAGGACAUUUCUAUAAUGUUUCUGGCACCGAUUCAAAGAGAAAAUGA